UAUGCUGCUUAGAGGAAUUGAGCUGGACGCCCGUGCCGUCGUGUGACCUGCUUUUUCUUAAGAAACAUAGGUCACCUUUAAGAUAAGAAUUUAUAACAACAAUCGUUACAACAAUCGAUCUGUACUACAGUUUGUUAAGAUGGAUUGAAACCGACAGAAUAAGGAUGGGCAGAGGUCGCCAUAUGUCCACAUGGACAAACAACGUUGGACUGUGUUCUCUGAUUUUUGUGCUCCUGGUCCUGCAGUCUCAUGCUGUAAGGGGGGUGGACUCUGCAGGGCCUUGGCCAAGCCAGUCCCCAGCCAGCCCCACCAACAGCAGCCAUGAGGUCAAAUGUCAGUUAGAUGAGUACCUACACUCCAGCAAACAGUUCUGCUGUAACAAGUGUAAUCCAGGCUUCAAACUGGACAAGGAGUGUGAUGGUCCAGGCAAGGCUACCAGAUGCCAACAGUGUAUAGAUGGAUAUUCAUACAUACAUACAGCUAACUCCAGUCCCAAUUGCUUCAAAUGCAACAGAUGUAAAGACAAUGAAGUGGAAAUCACCAAAUGUGACUACAAGACAAACAGAAUCUGUGAAUGCAAGGAAGGCUACUACAAAAAGAGUAUUACCAAACUAGACCAUCAGUGCGUUAGGUGCACGACAUGUGGUGAUGGAGAGAGAGAAAUAAAAGCAUGUAAACCAGAGCAGAACAGAGUAUGUGAUUGUAAAUACCUCCAUCCUCGUGAGAAUUCAUCAACAACCUGUACAUUUCAGUGUAGCAAGAUUUCCGACUUAUGUCACCAAUGUGGCCAACGGGAGAAAUGUCCUGGUCCUGGCAAUCAAGACUGGUCUCUGAUAGUGGCAGUUCCAUUCACUAUCAUGGCAACUGCUCUGCUAACAGCUCUAGGUAUGUUGAGCUACAAGGCCAUCAAACACAGACUGAUGCGGGAGAAACUCCAAGGAAAAUCUCCAGCUACCUCAGAACCUCCUGGCUCCCCUUGUGAGUCACUCGAUUCCACAGAGUCUCUCCUCAUAGUGACCACCCCAGAGAGCCACAUUAGGAAUGACCACAAUGAGGGUGUUCCCUUCUCAAUUCAAGUGCCCAAUGAAACGCAGACUGCAUUACCUGACUGUGUACCACAAGAGAUUAAUACCAGCAAAUUCAUCUACUCAAUUCUGGAGGAGGUCCCUGUGGCGCGUGUCACAGAGCUGGUCCGUCUGCUUGGCGUGAAAGACCAGGACAUCGAGAGGGCAAGACGGGACAACCCUUUGUCCUGCAAAGACGCCCACUACGACAUGCUGAAGCGGUGGGCGGACAGUGGGACGCGACGCCGCACCACCACACUUCCCUGGCCACUACUGCUGCAGCUGCUGGCUACACUGAGAGAUAUGGGACUCGGAGGCUGCGCAGAAAGCCUGGAGGUCGAAUACGACCUAGAUUUGGCAUGACACACACACUCACACAGAGAAAACAUUGGCACACACACGCAAGUGUCAUGGCCAUUCAAACUUGAGUUUUAACACACUGAGAAACAUGUGUGGACAAAGCCCGAAGAUCGAAUAUGACCUAGAACAAGCAUGAACACCCACUCACACACACACACACACACACACACACACACACACACACUGGCACACACACUCAGGUGCAUGUGUCGGAGCGCAUUCAAACUUUUCACCCACUGAGAGACAAGGUUACUCAGAGGGUGUGGACAAAGGCUGUGAGACCAAGUAGAGGAACACCAAACCUCAACGGACCCACAAGCUGUAUUCCAUGGAAUGCUGAUUCAUAGGACCAAGCAGGGGCCAGAUUUAUUGUCUGUCAUAGGGCCCUUAUUUUUCUAGCAAGUGUGCCUGGGACCAAGCCUUUAGUCUUUUCAGGGAACAUGUAAUAGACUUCAGUGAAUGGCAUGUAGAGAGUGUAUGUCAUUUGAAUGUGUAUAUGUGUGUGUGCUAAGAAGAUUAUUUGAGGCAUAGAUUGAGGUGUUUCUGUGUGAAGGGAAGGCGGUUCACCUCCAGACUAGCUGUCAGACAGUAACACAACACAGACAACAUGAAUGGACACUGUUCCCAGAUCAGUCCCAUUAACACAAGACAGCAAUAUUUUGUGUAGAUGGUCUCUGUAAAUCUUCAUUUAUAAGAACUCUGGCAUUAAUAGAUACUUAAGCCUGGCGUUUAAUGGCAAUCUGAAAUGAUGAACUAUUUUUAUGAUGCUAUUUAGCAUUAUUCAGAUUCACAUGAAUAAAAGUGCAGUAAAUCCAAUCUUAAUCAUCAUUAUUUACUAACAGAAACAGUCAGCGCUUUGCUGUGAUGAUAAUUGUUGGCCUUGGCAUAGUACAGUGUUUCAUCUGUACUAGUAAAUGAAUAAGCUCAACAACACUAAUGUUUGUGUUCCUGAAUUCUGUCACAUGUACAGCAUGUACACUGAAAAAAACACAUGUUUAAUAUGCUUAUUUUUAUCUAGUGUAACUAGUGGCCGUAAGUAUACAAAUCAGUAGGUAUAAAAAUAAGAAUACAUGUAACAUGUAAUUUUUGUCAGUGAGGGACAGGAACAAUCAACCAGCUAGUUAGACAACUUUCUCUGCACUUUUGGCUUACAUUGCUGAAGGGGAGGUGCUAUAUUCAUUUGUCAAAUGUUUGUUAUCCCAGUGGAGGGGAAAAGAUAUUAAGCAUUAUCACAUCUGUCAUCUGUUUCUGUUACUAAUGAGGAGUCUGUUUAAGCAAAGAAACUCGUUAUUUUAUUAUUGAAUACUUGUAAAUAUAUUAUAAUGGUGCAGAUACUGUGUGAUGUAUUAGUAGAAGUCGUAAACAGAUUAUUGAGCUGAUUUGAUGCAGGAUGGAAUUUGUAAAAUAUACAAUAUAAUAUGUCUCUAUUCAUUUUUCAGCCAGAAGUAAGACGGAACUACUGGCUUGGUAUAAUAUGCCCCUCAGAUCCAUAAAUAAAAUAUGCAAAUAGAAAUAUACAGAAAAAAGGUAUUUAUUCAUGCGUCAGAUUACAGUAAAGGUUUCAUAACGGUAUACCGUAUUGCCAUAUUGAAAUUCUUACACGCUCGUAUUUAUUCAAAUGUCCACUUCACAGAAUUAAACUAUAUUGUUUAAAUUA
Molecule: messenger RNA, 3081 nt
Organism: Alosa alosa (allis shad)
Lineage: Eukaryota; Metazoa; Chordata; Actinopteri; Clupeiformes; Clupeidae
Gene: tnfrsf1a
Product: tumor necrosis factor receptor superfamily, member 1a
Exons: 10
Coding region: 165-1427 (420 amino acids)
Biological process (GO): inflammatory response; signal transduction
Cellular component (GO): signaling receptor complex; membrane raft; mitochondrion
Molecular function (GO): tumor necrosis factor binding; tumor necrosis factor receptor activity
Source: RefSeq, a predicted model, not a curated record